GCGAGUGCGGAGAGACGCGGUGCCAAUGUGUCAACGCAUUCGUAAAGCGGCGUGUGUGCAAUAAUUAACCAUCGGCGGAUACACGUGCUGUAAGGAGAAGCAGGAGUCGUGGGAAGACCACGUGAUCAUACGCGGAAAUUGUCCGACAGAAAGUGUGUCGGGAUAGAGGCGGGGAGUGAGUGCGCGGUGUCCGUGUGCGUCUUGAGCCGGUGCGCAGCCUCUCUAUCGGUGUCUCUUACAAACAAGACCCGCGCUGACGGAGGACGACGCCGAGCUCCUCGCUGCACGUGCGACUUUACCCCGAGCGGAAACCAGUAAGGGCUGUUCUGAAUUCAGGCUGCUGAGAUGACCAGGCUGUGACAGUGUGCAUCCUCGUGUGUCAGUACUGGACCUAUUCCUGUGAAAUGGCUGCUGCUAAGAAGCAUUGUUCGAAGGCAGGAGGUGUGCGCUUCUCAGAGGAACCCCCUGCUGCCACUGCUCCAUCACAUGUCCACUUUGAUGAAAAGCUGCAUGACUCCGUUGUCAUGGUGAUUCCGGAGGAUGACGGUAACUUCAUGGUCAAGGUCGGCUUCCUAAAGACGCAGCACAGAUAUGAGAUCGUGUUUACCCUGCCUGAAGUUCCUGCACUGGGGAAAGACGUGUGUCCAGCACCGGUUCCCAAUCCACAUCUCCGGAUCACUGACAUCAAACCGGCACCAGAGGGCGGCCUGAAGGUAACGUGCGAGUACAUGGCCCAGCAGGAGGGAGUUCUGUGUGAGGAGGUGCUGCUGCUGAGCGAGACCAACGAGGACGUCUGUGUCAGAGUUAAAGUUCACGCCAGAGUCAUGGAUCGCCAACACGGCACACCGAUGCUGCUGGAGGGCGUUCGCUGCAUCGGGGUGGAGCUGGAGUACGACUCUGAGCAGAGCGACUGGCAAGGAUUCGACUGAAGCCCAGUUGUCGGUCCCCACACACAUACAGGCACAUAUCUACCAUCUUAGAACGCAAACACGUCUGCCAUAAAUAGAAGCUAAAUGAAAAGCUCCACAGCACAUGCUUAUGACUUAGUGCCAUGUGCAGCAGUGGGGUUCAUGUUCAGUGCAGCAUCUCACACGUAGUAUUUUAUCAUACGCAAACAUUCCUCCAAUGUGACUUUCACGACAUCAACAGCAUCUCAACGGGCAUUUCCACUGUGUUCCCAUGUUUCCAGCUCGCUCCUCUCCUCUUGUACUUGUCUCACUGAGCCUCUAGAGAGCAGCAGUGCUCCUUGAAUCUGACCACCUCUGCGCCUCAGCUCAGUGGUUUCCUCAUGUGUGAGCUCUAGGAGCCGGAGCAGGGGCUCUGUGAGCAACUACACAGCUUGAGGCACUGAUGGGUUUAAUAAAUCAGCACAGUUCAGCUUGUGGACCUGAGCAGAGUUGCUGCAGGUGUAAUGACAUGUUCCACCACAAGGGGGCAGCGCAGACCACUGAAUGUCUAUGUAUCAUCCUGUUGCCUGAAGUGUUUUAUUAACUGUGCUGCAGCUCCAAGGAAAUAGAAAAAUCCAACUUCGAUGCGCUUCUACGUGUUAUACAGCUUUUAUUGAGCAGCAGAUAUGAGCUACAACGACGUGCUCCAAACAGUGGGUGAGUGUUAAGUCAUUCUAUCCAGGAACAUAGAAAUUCCCUGUCACUAAAAACAUCAUCCUACAUGAAACAACACAUGCUUCAGCUCCACGGCUUUAGUUUGUUUAGUUGUUUUGACCUUGUAUAAUCUGUGAGAUGCAGCGUGUGUACGGUAACUGACACGCAAACCUGAGCUCUGCUGAAGAUCAGUCAUUUUAUGAUACAAGCGUUUUUGGAGGCGAGCGAUGUUCAGUUUUCCAUUAGUCAAAUUACAAAAUUAACCUAAAAAUGCCAGAAGAAGCCAAACUAACUGAAAUCAAGUUUAGUCUUAUUAGAAUUAGAGAUAAAUUAGUUGUCAGAUUAUGGAGUUAAUUUGUCUUUUGUGCUUUGUGAAUUCUUUUUUUGGUCACAUGACACAUCACCCUGACUCUGGGAAACCUUGAUUGAUGACAUUCAAUAUUUUUAGGUGUUCGAUCCAAUCAUAAUAGGGUUGUGCGUGAAACGAAUCACCUGUUUAAGGCCAGCUUUAAACCGUCCGGGUGCACUUUUCCUUCCCUGCUGCGGUUCAUGAGCCAUCAGCGCCGGGGUUCCUUUUGUUUGAAACCGUGACGCUUUCACAAACACACAUGCGAGAUAAGUGCCUUUCACAUGGAACCACCUGUUGCUCGCCUAUGUUGAGCUUCACCCUAUGGGACGCGGGCCUGUGUGACACGGCGGGAGGUGACGCGAGUGUUGGCACUGAACGUCAACAAGCUCAAACAAGGAGAAAUGAGACUUGUCCCCAUGAAGGUCCAGUGUAAGCGCUCCGUGCGUCGUCUCCCCCAGCUCCUCCACCGAGUUGCCUGAAACAGGUGUUAAAGAGGCUCUUCACCGCCAAGAGGCCCGAUCAGAGGCUCUGGGCACAAUCCCAGCAGAAUUACCUGGAGCCUGGCAUCAUUUUAACGUACAGAGCAAGUGCCAUCUCCCUGAAUCGCCCCCCGUUUGUAAACAGUGGCUCCUUCCUCCUUUUCACCUGGUUAGUUUUUGCUCAGCUGUACCUUAUUGAACGCUUUCAGCCUUAAAGGAAACGACUCCGUGUGUUGGUCCUUCACAUGUUCGUUCACGAGCCGUAGCCCAGAUUCAACAGGUUUAGCUUGUUCCCUCUUUAGCGUGGAGCUGGUUUACAGCUGGCUUCCUCCAGUGCUUGUUUCCAGAAUGUAGCGGUUCAUUUGCUCAUUGUGUGUGUGAUUUGUAUUUUUUUUAAUGUGAAAAACAAAUAAAAAUAUGUGUAUGUUUGA
Betta splendens (Siamese fighting fish) is the source of this 2860-nucleotide messenger RNA. RefSeq names its product adipose secreted signaling protein (gene adisspb). The transcript has 6 exons. Lineage: Eukaryota; Metazoa; Chordata; Actinopteri; Anabantiformes; Osphronemidae. The record is from RefSeq and is a predicted model, not a curated record. The coding region runs from base 405 to 929 and encodes 174 amino acids.